Molecule: messenger RNA, 429 nt
Organism: Anneissia japonica
Lineage: Eukaryota; Metazoa; Echinodermata; Crinoidea; Comatulida; Comatulidae
Product: guanylate cyclase soluble subunit beta-2-like
Exons: 2
Coding region: 35-400 (121 amino acids)
Source: RefSeq, a predicted model, not a curated record
CAAAUAAUACUAUUAUUGUUAUAGGUGUUUAGGAAUGCGAGGCUUCCAUUUCACAAGUCGGGGGGAGAUUAUCGUCAAAGGCAAAGGUCAGAUGUCAACAUACUUUUUAGAGGGAAAUGAGAAUGCGACUAUCGAUGAAAUUCUUGGUAGGGGGCAAACGUCAGAUACUGAAAGUAGUUCAAGUAGAGGGAGUACACCAGAAAAAGGGGACAAAGCAAAGGAAUCUCCUACAACACCAGCCAAGAAAGAUAUCAGAAAUUCAGCAAAUGACAAGGUAAUACCAAUGGUCUAUCCAGAUGACAUAGCUUCACCCGACAAAUCAAAGCUUAAGCCUGGCGGAAAUGUUUACUCCACUGUGGACCGAGCGCCCUCUAAAGGUUCUUUGCGAUCAAGUAAGUAGUUAGUUCUCAAAACAACCAGUUGUUGUUU